Molecule: messenger RNA, 1162 nt
Organism: Telopea speciosissima
Lineage: Eukaryota; Viridiplantae; Streptophyta; Magnoliopsida; Proteales; Proteaceae
Product: cinnamoyl-CoA reductase 1
Exons: 3
Molecular function (GO): oxidoreductase activity, acting on the CH-OH group of donors, NAD or NADP as acceptor
Source: RefSeq, a predicted model, not a curated record
AGAAAAGGGAAGGAAAAAGAGAGGGAGGCGGGGGUGGGGGAAAGGAACAGCAACAGGAACCCAAGUAAGGAGUGGACGAUCUGCAAUGGAAGGGACGAAUAGUAAUAAGGGGGUGGCGGUGUGCGUGACAGGGGCAAAUGGGUUUAUAGGAUCCUGGCUUGUGCGGACGCUGCUGGAUAAGGGUUACAACAUCCACGCCAACAUCCUCCCCGGCAGCGACGCUUCCCAUCUGUGGUCCCUCCUGCCCGGCGGGUGCAGAGGGGAGGGGCGGCUGAGGGUGUUCGAGGCCGACAUUCUGAACGCGGAUGGCGUGCGGAGAGCUGUGGAAGGGUGCGCGGGGGUGUUCCACGUGGCGUCACCCUGCACGCUGGAGGAUCCAAAGAACCCGCAGCUGGAGCUGGUGCUGCCCGCCGUGCAGGGCACCCUCAACGUGCUGGAGGCUGCCAGGAAGGCCAAGGUGAGGUGGGUCGUCGUCACCUCUUCCAUCUCCUCCCUCGUCCCCAAUCCCUCAUGGCCCUCCCACCGUCCUUUUGACGAGUCAUCCUGGACUGACCUCGACUACUGCAAAUCUCGCCAGAAAUGGUAUCCAGUGUCAAAGACAUUAGCAGAGAAGGCAGCUUGGGACUUUGCAGAAAAGCAUGGGAUGGAUGUUGUGACGAUCCUUCCAGCCACCUGUCUGGGUCCACUCCUGCAAUCUCAUUUGAAUGCAAGCUGUGCUGUACUUCAACAGUUGCUGUAGGGAUCAAAGGAGACACAAGAGUACCACUGGCUUGGUGCUGUACAUGUAAAGGAUGUGGCUAAUGCACAGGUGCUGCUCUUUGAGACCUCAUCUGCUUCAGGAAGGUACCUCUGCACAAAUGGUAUAUAUCAGUUUUGUGAUUUUGCUGAAAUGGUAUCCAAAAUAUACCCCAACUUCUCUGUUCACAGGUUUAGCGAGGAAACUCAACGUGGUCUCAUGGGAUGCAAGCAUGCAGCAAAGAGGUUGAUUGAUCUUGGUCUGGUCUUUACACCAGUUGAAGAUGCAAUCCAAGAUGCGGUAGAGAGCCUUCAAGUGAAAGGAUUCCUGGAGGUGCAGAAGUCACUUCCUUAAAAUCAUUUGCUUUAACAACAGCUACAGUCAUGUUAUCAUUUUUUUUUCCAUUCUGCUAAUAAUCGAUUAGUA